UGCUUGCAAAACAUCUGUAUCACCAGGUGGAGGUGAAGCAGAAUCAGAAGAACCUGGUGGACCAGCUGACGAGAGUCCUGAUGGGUUCUCCAGGGCCACCAACCCGGCAGCUUCUCUCCCAGUGCUUUGCCCUGAUGUACAAGAUCGGUGAUCCCUUUUUGGCCACCAUCACGAUCGAUAAGUGCAGUGACAUCAUCCGCAGCAAGGACGACUCGCCCAGCUUCCUGCCUACCCGCCUGGCAGCCAUUGCCUGCCUGGGUGCGAUAUAUGAGCAGCUCGGCCGGUUGCUAGAUAAAACCUUUUCAACUGUGGUGGCCAACCUAAUAAAGACCCUGAAGAGUGCUGAGUCCCAGGGACGGUACGAGAUCAUGCUGAGCAUCGAGAAGAUCCUGCGGGGGCUCGGGCCCAGCGCACUGCCAUGCCACAGAGACGUGUACAAGGUGGCGCGCAUCUGCCUGACAGACCGCGCCAUGCCGGUGCGCUGUGCUGCAGCUAAG
This is a messenger RNA of Paramormyrops kingsleyae, 497 nucleotides long. Lineage: Eukaryota; Metazoa; Chordata; Actinopteri; Osteoglossiformes; Mormyridae. The record is from RefSeq and is a predicted model, not a curated record.